This is a messenger RNA of Trichogramma pretiosum, 594 nucleotides long. RefSeq names its product 60S ribosomal protein L14-like. Lineage: Eukaryota; Metazoa; Arthropoda; Insecta; Hymenoptera; Trichogrammatidae. Gene Ontology annotation, molecular function: RNA binding; structural constituent of ribosome. Gene Ontology annotation, cellular component: ribosome; cytosolic large ribosomal subunit. Bases 104 to 541 code for a protein of 145 amino acids. The record is from RefSeq and is a predicted model, not a curated record. The transcript is spliced from 4 exons. Gene Ontology annotation, biological process: translation; ribosomal large subunit biogenesis.
UUAAAACUUGGACUUGGUGCGCUGCGCGCCAGCGGCAAGUCUUUGCGGCUGUAACUACACGUGUGAAGUGUUCACCAAGGCUUCUUUUUCUUAAAUUAAGACCAUGCCUUUUGAACGAUUCGUGCAGACUGGCAGAGUGGCCUAUGUUAGCAAUGGGCCCAACAAAGGCAAGCUUGUUGCCAUUGUUGAUGUCAUCGACCAGAACAGAGUUUUGGUUGACGGACCAGCUGCCAAAGUCCCAAGAGGUCAAAUGAGCCUCAGCAAUUUGCACCUGACAAAAUUCAGGUUGAAGUUUCCAUUCACAGGAUCCACCCGUGUCGUAAGAAAGGCCUGGGAAGCAGGUAAAAUUGAAAAGAAGUGGAAAGAAACUGUGUGGGCCCAAAAAGUAGCCGCUAAGGAAAAGCGAGCUGCCCUCAGUGAUUAUGAUCGCUUCAAGUUGAGAAAAGCCAAACGUGUGAGGAACGCACUUCGAACAGAGGCCUUCUACAGAUUAAAGAAAGUUGCUAAGAAAUCAAAAGCUAAGAAAGCAACUAAGAAUUAAUUGUACAUUAUAAGUAUGAAUGAAAUAAACUUGUAAAUUCAAUUUGCAAUAAA